AUGUACGCCCCUGUUACACUGGAACAGGAGGAUGGUGACGCUAAUGCCAUUUGCCAGACAAUUAUCUAUGAGACAAAGACAGUUCCAACAACUAUCACAGAGACGUGUACGGUCACGGUACCCACGACGGUUACAGUCAAGGUCCCAACGACAGUUAUAGUCAAGGUCCCAACUACUGUUGGUGUCACUGUGGGUGUGCCAACGACUGUCAACAAGCCUACGACAAUCAAGGCCACUACCACUUACACCACAACGUACACUACGGUAUGCUUUCGAAACCAUCAUUCCGAUCCUAAAUACACGCUGACCAUUCUCUUCACAGUCCUAUCCUGUCACAACAACUAAGACUGUCAAGUAAGUAUUUGGAUUUGCUCUCGCGCGGAUUGAAAUCCUGCUAACAUUACUCUAGCUGUCGCCCUGGUUCAACCACAUCAUCUCCAGGCUACCCAACGAAUGUGUAUGGCAGGACACCACCGCAGCCGAUCUGUGAUACCAUCACUACGACAGUGUGGACGACCACAACAACCACCGAAUUGCUCUACACCACCGUGCCCACCACAGUCGUUGUUCCAACCACUAUUGACAACACCGUCCAGGUUCCAACGACAGUCGACAACACUGUGCUUGUCCCAACUACUGUGGACAACACCGUCCAAGUUCCGACCACUGUUCAAAACACUGUCCAGGUUCCAACUACGAUCGACAGAACUUCGUAUAUUACGAAGACAACCGCCACCCCAACCACGGUCUGGCAAACGACCACUUUCACGGAGACGGUCGAGCGCACAGCAACGGUCACCAGUGGAACCACUAUAUUCACCACUGAAUAUAGAACUGUCACGAGUAGUUAUCCAGUCGUCUCAUGGGCGACAUCGUACAUCACAGAGAGGACAACUCUUCCUGGUCAGGUCACAACGCUCCCUGGGACGACUAGCGUCACGACAUUUACAGUGACGGCAGAUGGCACAACGAGCGUUGUCACAUCGACGGUUACUCUUCCUGCGUCUACCGUCACUCUUCCAGGGUCAGUCACAACACUUCCGGGCCAGGUUACAACGCUUCCCGGAACGACAAGUGUCACAACGCUCACAGUGACUGCCGAUGGAACGACGAGCGUUAUUACAUCAACCAUUACUCUGCCUGCCUCUACAGUCACGCUUCCUGCUUCGACAAUCACUCUGCCCGGCCAGGUAACAACGCUUCCAGGCCAGACUGUCACUGCGCCCGGUGCCACCAUCACUGCUCCCGCGCAGACAAUCACUCUUCCUGGUGAGGUGACAACGCUGCCCGGUUCCACGGUGGUGACCACAGCCACAGUUUUGGGACCUGAGAGGACGAUCACCGUGACAAGAGACGGCUCGACAAUCAUUAGCACUGUGCCUGGCCCAACCUCCUAUGUGCCGACAACCAUCACUGUCCCUCCUAUUACAGUAACAGUUCCACCCAACACGUUGACCGUUACAACCAUCACUUCUGUCACCCUCUGUCCAGCCCCAACUGCCACUCUCGCAUCGACAUACAAGCCCAAGUCCAAAUUGACAUUUGGAUGCAGCCCAGGAUAUGUUUGCAACCCUAAAAAGCCGGAUAACUGUAAUUUCUGGCCUGGGCCUCCGCAAAACGAGUAUACGUGCGCCUAUGAGGAGUGCAUUCGGUCCCCUCCUAUCAAGAACGUGACUUGGGAGGGUAACCAGACUGGUUACUACCCCCCGCAAUUUGGCUACUUCAACUUGAACCCCAACGCCUUCGGACUCUCGUAUGAUAUUUUCGAGGCUGAGGUUAUUGUGAAGGAGAAGCAUGGCAAGCUCGUGACUAUUACCACUGGUAACUGGGAAUCUCAAACAUCCAUCUCCACCUUCGCGCGGUCAACUUCGACAGCCGUCCCUGUCGUCCGCCGAAGACUGGCCAAGCGUGAAUUCGACACUGCUCCUGCAGUUUGCUUCGGCAUAUGCAAUAAUGCAUAUGUCCUGGCGUCGUCUCUCGGCAAGAGUGAUGAAUUGUGCGAUCCAGCUGGCGACUUCAUUGCUGGCUACAAUGCUUGUACCAAGUGUAUCACGGAUAAUAUUGGAGAAUCUCAGACCACCCCAAGAGAUAUCGUGGAUCCUGAAUUUGGUCAGUUCUUGAACUACUGUUCGGGAACCAACCCAGUUACAUCGACAUCGGCUACUGCUAGCGGACCGGAAUCCGCCGUGACCUCCGAACCCUCAAUCACCACAGGCUCACAAGUCCCAACAAGCAGCGGAGGCUUUUCUGCCAUCACCAGCACCGAAACCACUUCCUCGAGCGCGGCUUCGUCCUCGGCGAGCAGCGCUUCUUCAACAGCGUCCACUUCAGAGCCAACCUCUACAAUUGCUACAUCCACAUCCUCAGCAAGCCAGACCAGUGAGACUCUCUCCACCGUGUCAAGCUCCUCGUCUUCAAGCGCCUCUACAACGAGCAGUGCUACCACGAGCGAUGUUAGCAGCUCCAGUUCCGCUGUUUCCUCAGCAUCAAGUUCGAGCAGUUCCAGCAGUUCCAGCAGCUCGAGCAUCUCGAGCAGCUCCAGUUCCGCUGCCUCUUCAAGCUCCAGCUCCUCUGUGAUUGUAUCCAGCAGUUCAAGCGGUUUCAGUUCUGCUGUGGCUACACCAAGCAGUUCCAGCAGCGCCAGCUCAUCUGGUAUUUCAACUACAGGCAGAGUCGACCCAACCUUCGCCACCAGUAG
Messenger RNA from Clonostachys byssicola, 2698 nucleotides. The record is from the annotation of a GenBank genome assembly. Lineage: Eukaryota; Fungi; Ascomycota; Sordariomycetes; Hypocreales; Bionectriaceae.